AUUAAUCGUGUUGCAUGUUAUUCUUUUGUUUUUACUUAUGCAUUUGAUUUGGUCACUAGCUGGACCUAUUCUCUAGAUGACCUAUUCUCUAGCUGAGCUAUUCUUUAGGAAGCAACAAUAGCCAAGAGUUUAGCAAGGAACCGUUUCCAAUUUGAUUUGUAUAAAAAGGCACCCUAAGCCCUCAAAUAAGUAAUAAGUUCAAUUCCAGUUUUCCUCAAAUAAAAAAACCAGACAGUGUUCUCGUGUAAUUAAUUCUCCUCUUUUUCUACUUAGUUCUCCAAGCAGAUCUGGUUCCUGUCUACAUUUGGUAUCAGAGCCUGUUGUAUGCCAAAGAUUAUGCCGAAGAGCAGUGCCUCAAGCAGUGAUGAUGCGGCUACCUCGACAAGGCUGAUGAGGGAGAACACCGGUGUCUCUCUCCACUAUCCGAUGUUGUCCAAGACAAAUUACGCGGUGUGGACGAUAAAGAUGCGCGUGUACCUGCAAGCACAAGGUGUGUGGGACGCCAUCCAGCCCGGAAUCGACGUGGAGACAAGGAAGGACAAGAUGGCGCUCGCCGCCAUCUAUGAAGCUAUUCCCGAGGAGAACCUUUUUCUCAUAGCGGAGAAGGAGACUGCGAAGGAGGCUUGGGAGACGCUCAAGACGAAGUAUGUCGGUGCUGAUCGAGUGAAGCAGGCGAAGCUUCAAACUCUAAAGAGUGAGUUUGAGACCCUCCGCAUGAAAGAAGCGGAGACAAUUGAUGACUUCGCUGAUAGGUUGACAGCCAUUGUCAGCAAGUCCGUCGGGCUCGGCGGCAAGAUCGAAGAAAGCACCAUCGUCAAGAAGUUUCUGCGUGCCGUCCCCAACAAGUACCUCCCCGUUGUAACGUCAAUCGAGCAAUUUUGUGACUUGACAACGAUGGCAUUGGAGGAGGCGAUUGGUCGCCUCAAGACCUUCGAGGAGAGGAUUCGAGGUACUGGUGGCGAGGAAGAUGAACAUCUUCUACUCACGAAGAUGGAGUGGAAGGCUCGUUUGAAAGAAUCCGAUGAGGGGUCAUCAUCAAACAUGUCCAAAUGUAGACAAGAACCAGAUUUGCUUGGAGAACUAAGUAGAAAAGAGGAGAAUUAAUUACACGAGAACACUG
Asparagus officinalis (garden asparagus) is the source of this 1120-nucleotide messenger RNA. RefSeq lists its product as uncharacterized. Lineage: Eukaryota; Viridiplantae; Streptophyta; Magnoliopsida; Asparagales; Asparagaceae. Bases 325 to 1104 code for a protein of 259 amino acids. The transcript has a single exon. The record is from RefSeq and is a predicted model, not a curated record.